Molecule: messenger RNA, 1729 nt
Organism: Mangifera indica (mango)
Lineage: Eukaryota; Viridiplantae; Streptophyta; Magnoliopsida; Sapindales; Anacardiaceae
Product: disease resistance-like protein DSC1
Exons: 3
Coding region: 26-1462 (478 amino acids)
Source: RefSeq, a predicted model, not a curated record
UACUGUUAAAGAGUUGCCUUCAGUUAUGGUUGUUCUAUCAGCUUUGCAAUUUUUAAAGAGAUUAGAGUUGAAUUACUGCAGUAUUACAGAGUUACCCAAUAAUAUUGACAAUCCGCCCUUACUCGUAGAUCUAGAAUUGGAAGGAAACAAUUUUGAGAGCAUCCCAACAAACAUCAUGAACCUUUCCAAGUUACAAAGCCUUAACAUAAGGUUUUGUGAUAGGCUUCAAUCCUUACCAAAGCUUCCACGCAAUAUAAAAGAACUUCUAGCAGAUGGUUGCAAAUUGCUGAAAGAAUUAUCAGGUUUUACAAAUCUAAUAACUCCAGGACCUGAUAGAAGGUCACUGAGCUUGUUCAAUUGUGUCAGUCUGGAUUGGGACGCAAUCAGAAACAUUUUGAGUGAUUCUAUAUUGGAUACGUACUCAAGUAAAAUUAACCAUUUCGCAUAUAAGGUAACUCCCCAGCGAGAAGUUGAAAUUUGUUACCCUGGAAGUGACAUUCCGGAAUGGUUUAACAUUCAAAGUAGUGGAUCAGUUAUUAAGUUACCACAAGGUUCAUUCAAUGGGAAGGUUCUGGGUCUUGCCUUUUGUUUCAUUGUUGAAGUUGAAGAUAAUUGUGAUGAGUGUAAUUUCUUUGGUGUUGGUUCUACGUUGAGACUGAGUCGCCCUGAUGUGGACAGAAUGUCUAGUGAACAGACAUAUCUUUUGACCAAGUGUAUUAAGUCAGAUCAUGUAUUAGUGAUAUAUGACCACAUUAUAUGGGAGAUAUUUGGGACAGAAGAUUUUAAAUUCGCUUGUGAUACGGAAGCCGUUAUCUCUUUCCGUCCCUUAGAUAGUUUAGAAUUUACAGAGACAAAUUGGAUAAAAAAUAUAAAGAAGUGUGGGGUUCGUUUAUUGUUCACUGAAGAGUUGGAGGAAACUAUGAAAAGAUCAGGAUGUUCCAUCCAUGGUGAAGAAGAUGGAUUUAAAUCUUCAAAUUUCUAUAAAGGCGAAUCCAGCUCAAGACAAUCGGGGCCUUCCAUGGUCAGCCAACCUCUACCGGACUGCAUGACUGAAAAAGGGGAAUUGGAGCCUCUGCCGAGGGAAGUGCUCAAGCACAGGUAUACUGGCAAUGGUGAGCUAGAGGUUUUUGUUGCCUGGAAAAAUUUACCAGAAUGUAAGAAUUCAUGGGAGCAAUACACUGCCUUCAAACAAGCUUUCCCACAAUUCCACCUUGAGGAUAAGGUGCCACUCGAUAGGAGGGGAAAUGUUAGGUCUAGAAUUUAUGUAUCACGCAAGUGGAAGAGAGACCAAAUGAAGGGUACACCUAGCGACUUGGAGUUAAAGCAAGAGGCAGAAUUUACGGGAGAUUUUAGGUUCGGAAUUUAUGUAUCACGCAAAAGGAAGAGAGCCCAAAUGAAGGCACACCUGGAGGAAUCAUAUUGGCUAUCAAAAAUGCUGGAGAGGAGAGGCAAUCAAAGUUGAAAGCUGGUUGUUGGAAACAAACACAAAAGGAGAGGUUUUAGUCCUGGAGGAGGGAGCAAGCAGAAUUAAUGAAAAGUAGGAGUACAAGGAGAGAGACUAGACCUCUUGAAAGCCUAGAGUUCAGUUACUUUUCUUAUUGCCGUUUCUGGCUAUUUUUUGCAUUUUGUAAGAAGAAACAGAUCAUGAGUUCAUGUAAUUACUAAAAUUGGUGAUUUGACUUUGUAAUGCACUUACAGUUAAUGAAGAAGAAUAUCUCUUUUUUUCUUA